AUAACUCGUGAACCACCAAAGUAAUCGAUUACAACAGCAUUAACUAUUUUACUAAUAUUGUAAACGUUUUUGUUUUCUAGGAUAUUUUGUGAAAUGCAGCAAUGAUACAUACAACUUAAGAGUGGUCAGAUCUACGAGAAUAAACAUUAGAAAUUCUAUGAUAUGACAGAUGGCAAUUUUUAUUUCGCUAGAAAACUUGGAGAAAUGGAAAGAAGAGAAUCGGUGUUUCUUUUGCAAGAAGAAGUUUUUCUCGGAAAAAGUUACCUGCGAAAGGUGUUUGGAGUUCCAAUACUGCUCAAUAGACUGUCUAGCUCUUGACAGAGAUGAACACAUUAGUCAAUGUAACUUAAUUGGCCUCAGAAAAGGGAGAUGUCUAUUGGACGGCAGGGUACACUUCUUACAAUUUGUAACCAGCAGGGCGAAACUUUUAGACAGCGAACACAACAUCAGAAGUGAACACGAAGCGUUCAGAGAAAUCCAAGCGAUGAAAAUCUCCAGGUCAAGCACAAAUCAAAUACCUAGAUCUACCAAGGAAAGGGAAAAUAAAAACCCCGGGCACAAGAGCAGAAGUGAAUACGAAGCCUUUAGAGAAUUACAAGCAAUGAAAACUUCCAAGUCAAGCACAGAUCAAAUACCUAGAUCUAACAAGAAAAGGAAAAAGAACAAGAAAAGAAAGGGACAUAACGCGACACCACAGAAAAACAAACCGAGUUCUUCCACUUUGAAACCAGACAUACUUCAUAAAAACAAACAGACGCCUCUCAAUAUUCUGAAUGGAAUGUUUGGCGGAGCGGUUCGAUGCAGCAGAACUGAGCAGACGGGAGCCUCGUUUGGGAAAGGGUGGUGGAAAACCGGAAGUGAAUCAGCCACAGCCUUGAAGAACUCUACCUCUCCCAUAGUUUCUUGUAGCUCCACAAAGCCACCCAACAGACAAAAGUGUUCCGAUUUCUAUCCCGAGCUUCAAGAUGACUCAAGAAGUCGAACUGAUAGUGCAGAACACUUGAUGGCAAAGUCUCAACCGGAAACUGCUGCCUCUGAAAUGUUGGACGAUGCGAACGUCCAAAAAGGAUUGGCAGACGACAAUGGCCACCGGAAGUCUCUUGCGAAGUGUGGGUACUGCGGGAAGGAGAGUGAAGAGAUGAAGACGUGCUCGAGGUGCAGGAUGAGAAGCUACUGUGAUCGAGCCUGUCAGGCGAGAGAUUUCGCAGCACACAAGCAGCUAUGCAAAAGAUCCGAAAGAUUUCAGAAAGUUCUCAAAGGUCUACCUUUAGAAUGCAAAGCAAAAAUAAACAAUUUAUCGUUCAAUGUUACACCAGAAAAUGAUACCAUGCUGUUGAAGAGUUCCAUACUUGUAGAGAUAACAGAGAGACUUUACCUGUUCUUUUUCUAUGCAGUAAUGGCCGUUGAUUUAUCAGGAAAAAAGAUUUUUUUGAACUUGAAGUUUCCUCGGAAUUACAAGUGGCCUACUAGCAAAGGAAGUAAUGGACCAAUAGCUAUGGUAACAUUACACGAUCUCUUGGCUCCUGGCAACUUUGUACUCGUGUAUGAGCCAAUUUGGACCCACUCUUUGGAUGGAAGACCUGGGGUGGAGGUCCAUGAUCUCAGCAAAGUUUAUUUUGAGAUGAAGGGCCGUCUCUAGAGAGAUGACCCCGUUACUAAAUAUUGCUAUUAAUAAAAACAUUUCUCUACUUCGAGUCAAAAUUAGUCAGUAUACUAAACAAGCAAGUUUUAUGAAUGGACUAUACUCCUUUUUCUAUGACUGAAUUAACAAUGUAGGUGACGGUUAAGUUAAUUAAGGUAAACCAUAGAGGAUUCUAAAUUAUUUUAUGCAUUAUUUAUGGAGAUUAGCUAGCGUCUGAAAUAAGGAACUUAUUUUCUACAUGGAUUAUCUAUAGUAUCGAUUUUCAAUAUAGAUUUUCAAGUGUUAGAUUCAACAUAUCGAUUUUUAAUGUACAUCAACUGGCAUUUGAUUCAAGGUAUCAAUUUUCAAUAAAGGUUACCUAGCGUUAGAUACAAGGAAUCGAUUUUCAAUGUAGAUUACCCAGAGUCAGAUACAAAAUAUCGAUUUUCAAUACAGAUUAUAAAUAGCGUCAGAUACAAGGUAUUGAUUUUUCAAUAGAGCUUAAACAGUUUCAGAUAUAAGGUAUCGAUUUUAAAUAUGGAUCUAGUAGCGUCAGAUACAAGGUAUCGAUUCUAAAUAUAGAUUACUAAGCGUCAGAUACAAGGUAUAGAUUUUCAAUGUAGAUUACCUGUCGUCUCAUUAAAGGUAUCGAUUUUCAAUAAAGAUUACCAAGCAUUAGAUACAAGGAAUUGAUUUUCAAUGUAGAUUACCCAUAGUCAGAUACAAAGUAUCUUUUUUCAAUACAGAUUACCCAGCAUCAGUUUCAAGGUAUCGAUAUAACCUGGCGUCUAGUACAAAGUAUCAAUGUACAUUAAUUAACGUCUAAUUUCGUGGCAAUUAAUGUAUCUAUGAUCAUCUAGCGUCUGGCUGAAGGUUGCCAGUUAGAGUUGCAAUCGAGUUAGGAGUUAAGAGCUAUGUCUUCUGAAGAAAGUUUCUUUGGAAUGUGUACAUGUGUACAUAUCCUCAGUGGCGUCACUAGAGUGGGUGUCACCCGGUGCGGUCAACUCAGGGUGUCACCCCCCCCCCCCUCACCCACCUAGUGACGCCACUGCAUAUGCUCAUUCUUCGACUUACGCUUUUUAAAAGAUUUAUUUUAAAAAAAAGGUUACCGACAAAAAAUUGACUUUGAAUGUCAAUCCAAAGCUUUUUCUUCUUGUAAAGAGUUGUCCUAUGAAUAUUGACAAGUGAAUAAGCUAAAAAGAUUCCACAAAUAAAAAAAAUCACCCUUUGGGUCAGGAUUUUGUGAUUCUACCAUCACAAAAGAGAUACAAGACACAGAUGGCAAAGACAAACAAACACCAACACUCUUUUGUUCCCCUGGCAAUCAAAUCAUUAAAUAGAAACAAUCUGAUAUAAACUUUGUCACAUGUAAAUUAUGAGUGAGUCUGGUGUGAAUGUACACUUUGAUUUCUUAUAGUUAUAAUGUUUUUUGUUUGGUGUAAUGCACAAAUUGUAAGACAAAUUUUCUCACGGAAAAUAAAGAUUAUUAUUAUUAUUAUUAUUAUUAUUAUUAUAAUUAUUGGUCCAUUGAUUUAUGCUCGGUCUGCUGUAGGCAACUGUUAAAUGUCUUCAGGCUACAUUUCAUCAUCAUCACACCUUUGUGUUCCUCAUAGAACAUAGGGCCUCGACAAAAACACGCCACUCUCCACGGUCUCUUGCUAGCUUUUUGAUGGUGUCCCAGCUCUUCCCGGUCUUCUCUGCUUCUUCAAGUACACUGAGUCGCCAUGUUCUUUUUGGUCUUCCUCUGCGUCUUGUUCCCUGGGGGUUCCACUCUGACUCCUGUCUAGCUUUGUUGUUGGUAUCUUUUCUAAGGGUGUGACCAAUCCAUCUCCACUUCCUCUCUAAGAUCUGCACCUCUAUAUUUUUCUGUUCACUCAUCUCCCACAGUUUGGUGUUUUCUACUUUGUCAGGCUACAUUUGGUUGAUAGAAAACAUUUUUACGUGCCGAUUGAAAAGAAAAUGUCGCGAAUAGUAUAAUAGUGAAGCUGCAGAAAGUGGCAUCCCAAAUUUAUGAUAGUGAAAUACACGAUAGUGAAACGUAUAAUAGUGAAACAUACGAUAGUGAGACUUUUGACGUUUGGCCGUGAAAAUUAUGAUUGAUGACCUUAUGAAAGUGCGAGACUUACGAUUGUCAAAUGGAUAGCGAACCUUAUUGGCAAAAGUAGGAUAGUGAGACUAAGGAUUGUAAAGCUUAGGAUAAGUAAGGUUAUUAGUAAACGCAUGAUAGUGAGACAUACGAUUGUCAAACGGAUAGUGAAGCUUAUUGGCAAAAGUGGGAUAGUGAGACUAACGAUUGUAAAGUUUAGGAUAAGUAAGGUUAUUAGUAAAUAUAAUAGUGAGACUUAAAAUUGUCAAACGGAUU
This is a messenger RNA of Biomphalaria glabrata, 3983 nucleotides long. RefSeq lists its product as uncharacterized. The transcript has 7 exons. NCBI's taxonomy places the organism in Eukaryota, Metazoa, Mollusca, Gastropoda, Planorbidae. The record is from RefSeq and is a predicted model, not a curated record. Bases 170 to 1639 code for a protein of 489 amino acids.